AUGACACUACUUCAACCUCCUAAAUCUGCUUACAGUAAAGCUAGCCAAAAAAUAUGGUUCACUUAUGCACAAAACGCCAAUUGUUUUCAACAAGGGCUUUUAGGCCUCACAGACUCAUACAUCGCCGGAAACCUGUAUCUCCGAUUUCCCGAAGCGGAACCUCUAAAAGCUAAACGAAUUGAAGUGUCCAUUACAGGCACCGAGUACGUCCAUUGGACCGAACAAGUUCUCAGAACUCGUUGUGUAUAUGAUGCCAGCACCAACACAUAUCGAACCGUAACUUAUUAUGAGACGAUCCAUUAUCUCCACGAACAACAAAUUUUGAAUAGAUCGUUAUUGCUAUGGGAAAGCAAAAGUUUGAAGGAUAAUGGAACGUCGAAUAAAAAACUUCCCGAAAAGAUUACGAAAAUGAAUCUUCCAUUCCAGCUUUCGUUGCCUGAUGAUUUGCCACCGUCAAUGAAUUUGGUAGUUGGGCGCAUCUAUUAUAAUGUGAAUGCUAAAAUUAAGAGGAAACGUAAUUUUUGGAAAUUCCAAGGUUCAAAUAAAUCGGUUAAGUGUAGUUGUCUGAUUACACGAUAUAGUCCAAUGCCUAUGCCGGCACCUGUUCGGUGGGUCGAAUGGGAUAAUUCAAAAGCUUGGAAACGUGGUGUGGGUUAUAAUAUCUCGAUGGCAUAUGAUACAUUUGGACCUGGGAAUCCUAUUAUCGUGAAAUUGGCUCUUAAAUUCUUAAAACCGGAUUCAAAAAUAAAAGAAUUAUUUGUUGGAUUGAAAGAGUAUAAUUUGUUUCGCGCUUCAGGAGCAACAAAACUUAACAAAGGAUAUGUGAAGGAAAGAAGAAUACUAGGAAAUCAGUUUCCAAAAAUUUUGAAUGCCAAAAAUGAGUGGUCGAGUGUUUUGAGAAUUGAUGCGUUAGACAAAGUUAGUUGGACUACUGAAAGAUAUCACAUUAAUGUGUAUCAUAAAGUUAAAAUUAAGAUUAGGUUUGGAAUUUUUGGACCAAAAAACGUUAAUUUAGAAAGAAAGGUCAAUAUUGAGAAUAUCGCGAAUGUUAGUAAUUAUGAGUAUAAGAAUAGUGAGUGA
Messenger RNA from Ambispora leptoticha, 1080 nucleotides. The record is from the annotation of a GenBank genome assembly. Lineage: Eukaryota; Fungi; Glomeromycota; Glomeromycetes; Archaeosporales; Ambisporaceae.